This is a messenger RNA of Pieris rapae (cabbage white), 1034 nucleotides long. RefSeq lists its product as uncharacterized. The transcript has 3 exons. Bases 272 to 721 code for a protein of 149 amino acids. NCBI's taxonomy places the organism in Eukaryota, Metazoa, Arthropoda, Insecta, Lepidoptera, Pieridae. The record is from RefSeq and is a predicted model, not a curated record.
UGUUUAAGAAGUCUGUGAAAUGUUAACCACCGCCCUUCUUACUUUUUACUGGUUUUUACUUUUUUGUAACUUUAUAAACAAAAAAUUAAAGCAUUUAAAAUCUACCCCUCACUUUCCACUAGUCAUUUACAAAUCUUAAAAUUUGUAUCAUAUAUUUUUUUAAGUUGAGCGCCCGUUUUAAGAGAUCUUCGUUGUCUAUUAAUAGUUUGGAAAUUAAGUUACAUCGACGCGAUUUAUUAAGUGUUAAUUGUUUCAUUACAAACCGCCUAAAAUGGUUAAUUUAAGUUCCUUAUUGAUGCUAACUCUUAUACAAUUGUAUAUCUUUGUUAGUGCAGUAAACUCGUUAGAAUGUUACGUUUGCAAAAACCAAGAAGACAACUCCGAAAAAUGUGUUAAAACUAUUGUGACCUGUGAAUAUAAUCAAGAUGUUUGUUUGACUGAGAUCAAGUGGGGCAGUACACCAUACUGGUCUCAAGGUGCUAAAAAGCAAUAUUAUGUGUCUAAGAGAUGUUCUAAUAAAACAGAAUGUGCUAUGACAAGACAGCGCUAUAUGCCUUUGUGUACUUACAUUUGGUAUCAGGACUGGGUAUGUUCAGAUUGUUGCCAAGGAGAUCGCUGUAAUUAUUAUAUUAUUAAUGAUGGGUCAAGUCAGAAACCCCUAAAUAUCAUGCUACUUUUUGGGGUAGUUUUUACCAUUAUUUAUGGUAUCAGCAAAUAUUAGCAUAUGCAUUUUUAUAUAAUUUAAGUGAGCUUUUGCACAAAAUAAAAUUAUUUUUGUAUAACAGCUAUAUUGUAUAACAAUUAUUAGAACAGUGAUGUUUUCACAUUGAUGAAUAUCACUUGCAUACUGAUGUAAUUUGACAAGAUAUUAUUGUUUGAGGGUAAAGUUUGUCAGCACUGUGCAUUUGAGUACUCUUGGUUAUAUACCUGCUGGGGUGAUAGUUAAGCAAUUCUUAAUUUUAAGUUUUUGUAAGCAAUUCCGUCCCAAUACUAUUAAUAAUGAUCUAUUGUCAUAUUAAGCACUUAAUUUUUCU